GUUUAUUUUUGUACCUCUUUCUGUAAACUCUAGAAACUGUUGUGCCUGAAAUUCCAAGAUCAGCAGUUUCUGAGAUACUCUGACCACCCUGUCUGGCACCAACAAUCAUUCCACGGUCAAAGUCACUUAGAAUGCAGCUCUUCCCUAUUCUGAUGUUUGGUCUGAACAACUGAACAUCUAGACCAUGCCUGCAUGCUUUUAUGCACCAUGUGAAAUGUGAUCUAAGUGACCCGUCAAUGAGAAAGGUCAGAGGAGAAUGGCCGGAUUGACAGGAAGGCGACAGUAACUCAAAUACCACACUACAACAGCGGUGUGUAAAACAAAAAUAAACAUCUCUGAACACACAACACGUCCGACCUUGAAGAGGAUGGGCUCAGCAGCAGAAGACCACGAACCUGCACUCAGUGGCUAUUUUAUUAGGUACAGAAGAUAACUAAUAAAUUGGUCACUGAGUGUCUGCUCUCCUGUUUUCUGUCUUCCUUGCUUGGAAAUAUUCCGGCAGUUCAGUAGCUCCCCGGGACAGUGUCAGUAUUUAAAACAACACCCCGGGAAUGAUUCGCUAAUACUUAGCAUGCGGGGAGUAAUCAAGGGUCCCGAAGAUUUAGCACCUCCCCCUCCCACUUCAUCACGUUAAAGUUAUUUUAAAGGGCCGGCACUGCCCCGUUUAACUUGUUACAGGCAGCGUUAUUCGCUGUACACACUUCGGUAGCUUCGCGUUGAGGUCGAGUUCUUCGGAACACAAAUCUCAGCAGCAGUGUGGAAGCAAUCUCACCGACAAGAGGUUGCUCCUCGACGGCUACCAGUGACUGAACAAUGUCAUCAGAUCUCUAUCACAUCCGCUUAGCAAAAUUGAACCUCACCUUUGUCUCUCCCGUGGCAGCUCGGUGAGACUGCCCAAGUCAGUUUAUUUUUUGAUCUUCUCAUCUUUGUGUGGUACCUUAUCCGAGGUAAUCUCUUGGGGGCAGAGCGAGCAUGGGAACCAGACUACUUUCCCUCGCCGUGGUCGGUAUACUCCUGGGUUACUAUGUGUACCUCCCCCUCCCGGAGACAUUGGAAGAGAGAUGGAAAUUGAUGGUAGUCGAUGCCUGCUUCCGAAGUUUGGAACAUCUGGCUGAGCUGACCGAGUUCAUUGGGCUGAAACACUACAUGGAAGUGAUGAUGCUGCUCACCGUCGCCGAGAUGGUCGGGCCGACAUCCGACAUGAACGUCACUGUGGUGGACACCACCUUCAAUGGGGUAGCUGUUCGUGUCUUUGAGCCGGCCACUCGGAGCACAGGACUGAGGCGGGCGGUCAUUUAUCUGCACGGUGGUGGUUGGUGUUUAGGAAGUGCGAAAAUGCUGCCCUAUGAUGUCCUGUCAAGAAGGAGUGCAACAGAACUGAAUGCAGUUAUUGUUUCAGUGGAAUACCGAUUAGCACCACAGCAUCAUUUUCCUGAUCAGUUCAAUGAUGUCUAUGCUGUGGUGAAGUACUUUCUUCAGCGGGAUGUCUUGGCCCAAUACUCUGUGGACCCAGGCAGAGUUGCUGUAGCUGGGGACAGUGCUGGAGGGAACUUGGCAGCUGCAGUGGCUCAACAGGAAUUCUGCAGAUGCUGGAAAUUCAAGCAACAUACAUCAAAGUUGCUGGUGAACGCAGCAGGCCAAGCAGCAUCUGUAGGAAGAGGUGCAGUCGACGUUUCAGGCCGAGACCCUUCGUCAGGACUAACUGAAGGAAGAAUCAAGGAAGAGCCUGGGGUUGAAGUUGAAAUCAAGAUUCAAGCCUUGGUGUACCCUGCACUUCAGACCAUCGAUUUCAAUACUCCUUCCUACCAGCAGAAUGAGAACAUGCCCAUCCUGCCCAAGAACCUAAUGGUCAGGUUCUGGAGUGAAUACUUCAGUCGGGACAAGUCACUGCUGGAGGCCAUGGUGGCCAAUGCCCACACUGGCCUUGAAGCCAGAGACUUGAGCAGCCUGGUGAACUGGAGCGUCCUUCUGCCAGAGAAAUUCAGGAAAGAGUACAAAUACACGCUACCCACUCGAGGGAAUGAGGGGACGUCCCACACAAAGGUCCCCGGGGUCUUCGACCCGAGGGCUGCUCCACUCUUGGCCAAGGACAAGGAGCUCAGGGCACUUCCCCGUGCCCUCAUCAUGACCUGUGAGUUUGACGUUCUGAGAGAUGACGGGACCAUGUAUGCCACGAGACUGCAGCGAGCCGGUGUCCAAGUAGCCCUCGAGCAUUUCGAGGACUGCUUCCAUGGUGCCUUGAUGUUCAUUACGUGGCCAACCAAUUUCGCCAUUGGCCACAAGCUGAUGGACCGCUACAUUGACUGGCUGCGGGAAAACUUAUAAACAGAGUUUUCAUUUAAUUCUCACUCCCCCCUCCCCCACUAUUUACCACCUUACUUCCAUACCUGUGGAUUAUCAGCAAGUGAUUUUUUUCUCCUAAUGAUCCACUUCCCUGAUUAUCAUUGUAUCUAAAUAUCGUUUUACUGAGGAGCUUUUAGUCAGGGAUUUUAAUCACUUGAAUUAAAAUAUUUAAAAGAAGCUUACUAGGUACGGAAGAGUGGGGAGGUUGAUAUCACGUGGCUCAGGAACGGAUGCAAACCAGGCCACAGAGUCAAAGAGUCAUACAGCUCAGAAAGAGGCCAUUCGGCCCAAUUGCUGCAUGCUGCCCGAGACUCCCAUCUAAGCCAGUCCCAUUUGCCCGUGUUUGGCCCAUAUCAUUCUCAACCUUUCCCAUUUAAAUGUCCCUUUUAAAUGUUGUUCAUGUACCUUCCUCAGCCUCUCCCUCUGGCAGCUCAUUCCAUAAACUGAUCACCCACUGAGUGAAAAACUUCCCCUUCAGGUUUUACCAUUAACUUUAUCUCUUCUUGUCCGAAGCCUAUAGCUCUUUGGUUCUUGGUUCCCCAACUGUGGGGAAAAGACUGUGAACAUUGACCCCGUCUAUGCCCCUCAUGAUUUUACACAUCUUGAUAAGAUCCCCCCUAUUUCUGUUGCACACUUACUCAUCCUCUUUUCAUAACUCAAGUUCCUCAAGUCCCAGCAACAUCCUCAUGACUCUUCUCUGCACUGUUUCAAGCUUUAUGCUAUCUUUCUUCUAACAGGGUGGUCAACACUGAACACAGUAUUCCAAAUGUGGCCUCACUAGUGUCUUGUACAACUACAGCAUAAUGUACCAUCUUCCCAAUUUGCCCUCUCCAAAGUCAUAAAUGGAAGAAGGGUGUUCAUGCCUGCCCUACCAUUCAAUAAGAACACAAGAAACUGGAAGCAGGUGUAGGCCACUCAGGCCUUCAAACCUGCUCCAUCAUUCAAUGUGAUCAUGGCAGAUUUCUGCUGACCUCAUCUCCUCUUCUGUGCUAGUCCCCUCCCCCACCCCCACCCCAUAACCCUCAACUCCUCGUUUUUAUCAGCUAAUUUCACUGCCUUGGUUGGAUACCGCUUGUUUGUCUAACAAACAUCUAUCUGGUUCAGACCUGAUAGUAUAAAAGGCAAAAUACUGCAGAUGCUAGAAAUCUGUGGAAAACUGAAAAUGCUGAGUAGGUCAGGCAGCAUUUGUGUGGAGAGAAGCAGGUGCCAUCAUGUCAGGUUGGUAACUUGAUAGAACGUCAUUGACCUGAAAUAUUAAUUGUGAUUUUAUCUUCACAGAUGCUGUCUGACUUGCUGAGUGUUUCCAGUAUUUUGUGUAUUAUUUCAGUUUUGAACUUUUCUUUAAUGCCCGGCUUUUUGGGGGAGAGUUAGUGUCCUGUCAUUGCCACUGGAUAACCUGGUUCCAGCUUCAGGCUUCCAUCUCCCUGUCCUUCCAGAGGAGAUCUGCCUGCUUAACUUACCAAUUGUCUCAAACAGCAGAUCAUUUCUUAACUUUCCACCCCAAGGGAAUGAAAAGACUUGUCCGAAUCAAUUCAGCUUUCUUACCUGACAAUCUCAUUCAGAAAGUAAUCAUUUCUGCUGCAUCCAUUCCAAAAGCUCACAAGCUAUGAUAUAACCUUCACAAUGCUGAGACUUUGAUAGCACAAUGUCUAUAUCAGAGCUGAAAAUUAAUGCAUGCUUAUGACAACAGUUGGGAUGUGAAAUUUGGAAUGUCCACGUUGACACUCACCAGUGUUUAUAGAUGCACAAGAGAAAGCCACCUAUCUUCAUGCAUCAAAGCUUGGUGGUCCCCAAAUCAGUUGAAUGCCUCGUUGCUCACGACCUUCUCCCACCAUAACACCAGAAAAUCCAGCCCCUCCCACUAUACAAUGCCCACCUAAGUUGUUCAGGUACUGAAAGCCUUUCCACUGUCACUGUACUUCUGAUGAAGGUUAACUGCAAUGGGGUAAUAGUCAAGUUCCAUGCUGUGUAUCAACUCCAUUUCUCUAUUGAUAUGUUCUGUGUGUAUAUCAUCUGCCCUAUUUGUAUCAUGCUGAAUAAACUAUUGCGUGAAAAGGCCCUUUCUUGGUUCAAAUGUCUCCAAUCUUGUUGUUUU
Molecule: messenger RNA, 4438 nt
Organism: Mobula hypostoma (lesser devil ray)
Lineage: Eukaryota; Metazoa; Chordata; Chondrichthyes; Myliobatiformes; Myliobatidae
Product: arylacetamide deacetylase-like
Exons: 6
Coding region: 973-2325 (450 amino acids)
Cellular component (GO): membrane
Molecular function (GO): lipase activity; carboxylic ester hydrolase activity
Source: RefSeq, a predicted model, not a curated record